CUCCCGCCCGCCCCAAGAUGGCGGCGGCGAGCCCCGCCCCGCCCCUCCGCGGCGGCCCCAAGAUGGCGGGCGGCAUGGAGCCGGGGGCGGGCCUGGAUGUGGAGCGGGUGGUGGAGGCGCUUGAGCUGCUGCUGCGGCCGCCCGCCGGGCCCGGUGAGCGGGAUGGCGGGGCCGUGCCCGGCCCGGAGGGUGCCCUGCGGCUGGAGACGCUGCGCAGCAACGUGUCGGCGCUGGAGGAGCAGCUGCGGCGGGAGCCGGGCUGGGCGGCUCUGCGCGGCCUGCGCCGUGCCGUGCUGGCCCGGGCCCCCGCGCUGGCAGCCGGGGCGGCGAGCGAAGCCGACCCGUGCUGGGCCGCCGCUUGCGCGCUGCUGGCGCUGCUGCUGUGCCUCAAGGAGCGCCUGGCCGAGCUCGCCGCCGCUCCCGCCGCCCGUGGGGCCGGGGCCGGGGCCGCUCCGCCGCCCAGCGCCGACACUCUGAGCGUGGCGCAGGGCCGGGCGGUCGGGCGGGCGCUGCGGGCCGCCGUGGGGCUGGGCCUGGUGCCCUACCUGCCGCCGGGAGUGGGGCAGCUCCCGGGGCCCCGCGCGCCGGCCCCGGCACCGCCGGCUACCAGCGGGGCCCGGCUCCACGCUGCCACCGCCGCCCUGUCCGAGCUGGCCCAGCACCCUGCGCUGGGUGCCCCGCUGCUCGCCCGCCACCUGGGCCUCCUUCUCGCCAGCCUCUGCCUGCUGGGCCAUGGACCUGCUGCCUACAGCCAGGGUAUUUCGGAAGCAGAGCGAGCACGAUGCCGGGAAACCCUGCAGCACAUCCUGGACCGCAUCUACCAGCCACUGGCGGUGCGGGAGCUGCUCAUCCUGCAGGGACGGCCUAAGCAGAGUCCUUCCUCUCCUGGGGAAGAAACAAAGCCAGCCCUUGUGCGGGCCCCGGGGUGGCUGCGGCGCCUCUGUGGUCAGCUGCUCUCCGAGAGGCUGAUGAGACCCAGUGGGGUUCAGGCUGUGGUUCGGGGCAUCAUGGAGGGAACGUGCGCAGGUGGCGCUGGUGCUGAGGCAGCAGCUGUGGACUGGAGAAAAUGCGACGCGGUUGCAAAGAUCCUGGCUUCCUGCCCGCAGCAGUGCCGUUCCCUGCAGGAGUACUACCGACUGGUUUGUCCCCAGGUUCUGGGCUUGCUGCACAUCCAGGACAAGCUGACAGCGCUCCAGUUCCAGCGUGUGGCCACCACGACGCUGCUCACCAUGGCGAAAGAGCACCCUCAGCUGGCAGAGAAGUACCUGCUCCAGCCCCUGCUGGCACCGCUGCUGCGAUGCUCAGAGACAGCAGAGCUACUACUGGAAGAUCUAUCAGCAGGGGCUGUGCUGGUGACAGAGGCAGAGCUUGGCAGCUGCGUGGAAGAUGUGCUCAAGGUGUAUGUGGUUGGAAAUGACAGCUCGAGCCUGCUGCUGGGAUCCUUACAGUCAGUCCUGGGAGUGGUUUUUUCCCUCUAUUCCUUCGCCAAGCAGAAUGUGUCAUACUUACGCUCCCCAUGCCAGGAGAUCCUGCUGUGGUUCCUGGAGAAGUCGGAGCGGGAGGUGUCACUGGCAGUGCUGGAGGGCUUUGCAGGGCUCAACAGCAUCGUGCCCACCCUCCACCCGAGGUGCCGGUUCUGUGCGGGCAGCGAGGGUGGAGCCACCAUUGCAGUGGAGGAGACCAUCAGUGAUGAAGAUGAUGCCCUCUACCAGAAGAUUUCCUUGGAGCAGUGCCACGUGGAGAACUUGGUGGAGCUUUUGUCUCACUGUCAGAAGAGUGGUCUAGCCGGAGACUUCUUCAUCCGCUGCCUGCAGGCACUGACUCAUGUGGCUGCGGAGGAUGAGGUGGCUUCGAACUUGGCUGCAGCGCCUGGAGGGACUCUCUUGGAGCUGGAGCAGUACCACGCCGGGCAGAGGAGGAAGCUGCUGGUCCUGCAGCUUGUGGCCACGCUGUGCGAGAACAUCUCAGACACUGUGUUCACAGAUGUUGCUCAGGUGCAGGAGUUUGUGGCAGCCACGCUGCAGCGGGCCUGUGCCAGCCCGUCACGAGGCCCCGGCGCGGCCGUGGAGGCACAGACCCUUGCCAUGGCCAUGGGGCUGGUGGCUGCCAUGCUUGGUGGAGCCGUGCAGCUACAAUCCAGCGACUUCGCCGUGCUGAAGCGGUUGGUGCCGCUGCUGGAGGAGCUCUCCCGCACCUACCCUGAGCCCGUCACCCAGGAGCUGGCCUCAGACCUGCGCAUCGCCAUCUGCACCCACGGGGCCUUUUCCCCCGGGACACUGGGUGCUGCUGCUGACGGCGUGCUGGGGAAGAAGCCAGGGACUGGAGUGCAGAGGCCUGCUGGCGUUCCCAGUGGAACACCAAACCUGAAGGGUGGCUGGGCACCAUCAUGGCACAGCCACAGCAACUCCUCGGCUCCUGGGCAGAGGAGUGAAGAGCAGACAUUGAGCCGUGAGCCCAGCACCACUGGUCCUGCUCUAGCCCCAUGUACUGACAGCCCAGCUGGGCUCCAGGAGCUCCUGGUGUCAGCCUACGACCCACAGCCGCCGGGCCGGGCAGCUGCGCUGCGCUGCCUCACCAGCCUCAUCACACAGCGCGAUCCAGAGGCCCUGAAGCUUCAGGAGAAACUCCUGCAGGUGUUCCUGGAGAACGUGCAGCACGAGGAUGCCUUCGUCUACCUCUCAGCUAUCCAAGGUAUUGCCCUGCUCUCCAGCGAGUACCCAGAGCGGAUCCUGCCCAUCCUGCUGGCAGAGUACCGGUGCCCAGCACGUGGCACGGAGGAUGCUGCAGCUGCCAUCACCAGGAUGAAGCUGGGCGAGGUGCUGAUGCGUGUCACCCAGGCACUGGGGGACAUGGUGUUCAAACAUCGGGAGCCACUGGUCCAGGCCUUCCUGCAGGGUGCACGGGACCCUGACAGCGCGCUGCGGGCCAGCAGCCUCUCCAACCUGGGCGAGCUCUGCCAGCGCCUCGGCUUUCAGCUGGGCUCCAUUGUCCAGGAGGUCACCUCCUGUGUGACGGCCAUAGCCAGGACAGACCCUGAGGCAGAAGUGCGAAGAGCCGCUGUGCACGUGGUGGUGGUGCUGCUGCGGGGGCUCAGUGAGAAGGCCACUGAGGUGCUGCAGGACGUCCUUCGGGACCUUUACCGGCUGCUGAAGCACGUGGUGGUGGCUGAGCCUGACGGUGCAACCAAGCUGCAUGCACAGCUGGCGCUGGAGGAGCUGGACGUGGUGAUGAGGAGGGUUCUCUUCCCUCCACAAACGCUGGAGAAGAAGAUCACAGUGCUGCCAUAG
Pezoporus occidentalis (night parrot) is the source of this 3287-nucleotide messenger RNA. It is a transcript of the gene TANGO6, whose product is annotated as transport and golgi organization 6 homolog. The coding region runs from base 18 to 3287 and encodes 1089 amino acids. NCBI's taxonomy places the organism in Eukaryota, Metazoa, Chordata, Aves, Psittaciformes, Psittacidae. The transcript is spliced from 17 exons. The record is from RefSeq and is a predicted model, not a curated record. Gene Ontology annotation, biological process: protein secretion.